CCUGACCCACCACCAACGAUAGACGAUGAAAUCCAAAGAGCGCCGGCGGCUAGGCGACACGAAGAGCAGUCAGACUCCGUCUAAUUGCCGGCGACAAGCUCCAAUCCAGCAACCUUCGGCGGUCCAGCGCAUCGAACUUCGGCGAGCUUCCACCAGCGGCCACAUCCCAGCUCCGACCAGCAACGGCGGCCUAGCUCCAUUUCAGCUCCGGCCUCUCAACUCCCAGGCGCAGCCCCUUUGACGCCAAGCUAAUUUCUGGCGAUAGAAGAAUCGCAGAGCAGGGAUCGAGAAAAAUCAGAGAAGGUUGCGCAAAUCCAAUAUUAGGCGAUUGAAAUUACUAUAUUGCCUCUGGAUUGUGAAACCAACUUUUCGAUUAGCCUUCUUCGAGAUUAAAAUGACAUCUGUAGCUCCAAGAUAAUCUGGGAUUGUGCAUGCAUGAGCUGAUCCAGUUCUGAUAGAAGAGGUUUAGCGGAAGUCAACCUUCUGAGAAAGGGUUAGUUUUCUCCAAGAAGAGGUAAAUAAAUUUGGUUAUUGACGAAUGUGUUCCGUGGCAACUAUGCUAAACAUAAUGUCUCUGCAAGUAUCAGGUACAAUUUCACUCUUUACUCUACGGUUCAGCCAGAUCUAAAAGGACUUUUGGGGAUGGGCUAUCUUUUUUUCAUGAACUUUGUCCAUACAUUGCACGUGGGCUUUUAAUACUUUUUAAAGUCUCAUUUAUAUAUAUGGACUGGCUAAGUCUAAUGCAUGCCUAUAUACUCUGUAUUCACCUAACAUUUGUUUUGUUAAAGUGGAAUUAUUAUAUUAUUCCACUAAAGAAAUAAUGGAACACCAAAUUCUUCUAACCUUUUACUAUGGUGCUGCAUGCAUGCAUAUGGGUUCUUUUAAAAAAUUAAAGUGGUUCAUAUAAUUAGAAUAUAUAUAUACUACUUCGUAUAAAAGUUAUUACAAGUAUAUAUUAAUUAGUUAAUAAUACAGCAGCCAUGAAAAUCAAAGCUCAUCAUAUCAUCAUAGCAUCUUUAGUUUUACAAAUCUUAGCCAUUACGGUGGCACAGAAAGAGAUUCGAAGAACUCCCGCUCCUUCUCCAGCAGCUUCUCCACCAAAGAAGACUAAUAAUAGUUCAGGCAAUUACACUACCCUUGUCAUAACAAUUCCACUUUUUGGGGGCAUCGCCCUGAUGAUAGUGAUAGCGGUGAUACUAUUCAAAAGAAAACACAUCAGCAGCCAUGGAUUGAUUCUAGGGUUUUGGAUGCUGAUGUGGUUUGGAAGCGUGGUUCUAAACACGUGGGACAUUCCGCGUGUUUCCAAAACCCUAGUCUCCUUCCACGUUGUGGUCAACGUGUUAGGGCUAGUGUACUGGGUCCACUUAGGACUUUUAGAGUACAACCGGAAGAACGCGUGGCCCUCUGCCAACUUCAUGUUCGAGAUCGCAGCCUGGUUUUCCAUGUUCGCGUUAAGCUGUGUUGAAGUCUUUGUACUGACCUUAGCUGGGGAACGUCAAUAUCGCAGGUUGUCCCAUUGGUACCCAGUGGCAAUAGCUUUCAUUUCAAUGGUGGAGAACUAUUGGACAAAGGGCAGGGAGAUCAGAGAAGACCGGAUGAAAUCGCAGCUGAUCAAGAACUUAGAGGCAGCAUUUAAAGAAGUCAUUAGGCUUUGCAUGGAACACCCUAAGAAAAUUGACAUUGUUGAGUUUGAGGAGAAGGUGGAGGAGUUCUACAGGCUGUUGGAUAUGUUGGUGGCUCAGUAUCGGGAGGCGGUCGCGGUUGCUCAGCAGAGGGAGGCUCUCGGGAAGAAGGCGCAACAGGGGUAUGCCGCCACCGCAACAGUUGUUGAAGUGGUGGAUACGUAUGAAGAUAGGGUAAAUGUGACCUGCGAGGCUCGUGCCCAUGCAGAUUGCGAGAUACAAAUCGAAGCAGAAGGAGGGCACAAGGCUCGCGGGCCUCAUCAUGACGAUAUCGAUACAGUUUGUGGUGAGAUUCAAACGGAAGGUGCUGAGAGGGGGGACGUGGUCGGCCAAACUCAAUAUUUAUAAGAGUAAUUUACCUAAAUAGGACUAAAACAUAAUGACUUUCUCCAAAUAGGACCAUAUGUUUUUAUUUCUCAAUGUAGGACCUUUGGUCAUUGUUAAUUAGUAAUUAUUCAAGUAAAUGUUCAUCAUUGCUAGGCAUUAUUCCUUCCACGAAGACAUUAUUAAAUCCUAUUUAGGGAAUAGAAAAGUUUAAGUCCU
This is a messenger RNA of Cuscuta campestris, 2225 nucleotides long. Lineage: Eukaryota; Viridiplantae; Streptophyta; Magnoliopsida; Solanales; Convolvulaceae. The record is from the annotation of a GenBank genome assembly.